AUGAGGAAGUUCGUCAAGCAAUACAACGAACUUCAGAACUACAAGAACGGAGACAAUAUCACGCUUGAUGGUCAUUCACUAUCUAUCUCCGCUGUGGUUGCUGUGGCACGUUGUCACGCCACCGUCACGUUGAGCGACGCCACUAGUGUCAAAGACCGAGUCCAGAAGUCUCGCAAGGUAGUGGAAGACAAGGUCGCUGGCGAGAUGAGUGUAUAUGGUGUUAGUACGGGCUUCGGCGGUAGCGCUGACACCCGUACGGCCAACACACUUGCUUUGGGUAGCGCCCUGCUCCAACACCAACAUGCAGGUGUCCUCCCGUCAUCGACAUCGUCUCCUCUCCCCGUGCUUCCUCUAUCAGACCCUCUCACGUCGACCAGCAUGCCCGAAUCAUGGGUCAGAGGAGCUCUUCUCAUCCGCAUGAACUCCUUGAUCCGUGGUCACUCGGGCGUGCGGUUCGAGUUAAUUGAGAAAAUGUCUGAGUUCCUGCAAGCAAACAUCAUUCCAAUGAUACCUCUCCGCGGUUCCAUCUCUGCUUCAGGCGAUUUGCAACCUCUAUCGUACAUCGCUGGUGCAAUUUCAGGUAACCCGUCGAUUAGGUGUUUCGAUGGACCCGCAAUGUUCGGCGCACGUCAGAUAGUUUCCUCCCGUGACGCACUCGCUAAACACGGCAUCGAGCCUAUCAAUCUCGCCGCCAAGGAGCAUCUCGGAAUCCUCAACGGAACCGCAUUUUCUGCCUCUGUCGCGGCUCUUGCUUUGAACGAUGCGGUCCAUAUGGGCAUGCUCGCGCAGGUUUGCACUGCGAUGGGGACAGAGGCUCUUCUCGGCGUGCGAGGGAAUUAUCAUCCCUUCAUCUCUGAAACUGCUCGCCCACACCCUGGACAGAUUGAGGUAUCCCAUACUAUUUGGGACCUCCUGGAAGGCAGCAAGCUCGCUCUCACUCACGAAACUGAAGUCACUAUCGAAGAAGACGACGGUGAAUUGCGUCAGGACCGCUACCCUCUGCGUACUACGCCCCAGUUCCUUGGGCCACAAAUCGAGGACUUGUUGUCCUCGCUCGAGACGAUCACAUUGGAGUGCAACUCGACCACCGACAAUCCGCUCUUCGACGGUGAGACAGGAGAGGUGCACCACGGCGGAAACUUCCAGGCUAUGGCAGUCACCAACGUGAUGGAGAAGACCCGCCUUUCCCUCCACCACAUCGGCAAGCUUAUGUUCGCUCAGGCCACGGAGCUCAUCAACCCCAUGAUGAACCGCGGUUUGCCUUCAUGCCUUGCUGCCACCGAUCCCUCUCUCAACUACCAUGCAAAGGGCCUUGAUAUCGCUUCUGCGUCCUACGUCAGCGAGCUUGGUUACCUCGCCAACCCAGUUUCUACACAUAUCCAAUCUGCAGAGAUGCACAACCAGGCGGUCAACUCUCUUGCUCUUAUAUCGGGGCGAGCGACGAUCACCGCGCUUGAGGUCCUUUCGCUUUUAAUUUCGACCUACCUCUACCUUCUCUGUCAAGCCUUGGAUAUUCGUGCUCUCCAGCUCGACUUCCGUAGAGGAUUGACGCAGAUCGUUGAAGAGGAGGUACAAUCCCACUUUGGCGCGCAGUUGGCCUCCUCCGACAUCUCGUCGAUGCGUAAGCAGCUUGUCGCCAGCGUAUACAAGACUCUCGACGCGACCAGCUCUGUCGAUGCUCCCGCGCGGAUGGAGAAAGUUGCCGCAGCUUCCUCUUCAGCUCUAGUAGACCAUUUCGUCACAGUGGAUGCCUCCGCACUCUCUGCGCUUCCAGCCUAUCGCGAAGCUGUCGCUCGUCGUGCCACGUUUCUGAUCAACGAGCUCCGCGAUGACUACUUGUCCGGGAAGAAGGGCCCGGCACCGGCUAGCGCGUACUUGCACAAGACGCGUCCGGUGUAUGAGUUUGUCCGUAUUGGGCUCGGUGUCAGGAUGCAUGGUUCGGAGAACCAAAAUGUAUUCGCGAACGGGCUCGGCGUUGAGGAGGUAACGAUUGGUCAGAAUGUGUCGCUGAUUCAUGAGGCUAUCCGAGAUGGCAAGAUGCAAGGGGUCGUCGCAGGGUUGUUUGCUUGA
Stereum hirsutum FP-91666 SS1 is the source of this 2070-nucleotide messenger RNA. RefSeq names its product phenylalanine ammonia-lyase. NCBI's taxonomy places the organism in Eukaryota, Fungi, Basidiomycota, Agaricomycetes, Russulales, Stereaceae. The record is from RefSeq and is a predicted model, not a curated record. The transcript has 9 exons. Gene Ontology annotation, biological process: L-phenylalanine catabolic process. Gene Ontology annotation, cellular component: cytoplasm. The coding region runs from base 1 to 2070 and encodes 689 amino acids. Gene Ontology annotation, molecular function: ammonia-lyase activity.